AUGAUUACUUGUAUAACUGAUUUACCUGUGGAAUUGCUCCAUGGAAUUUUUGAUUAUUUAUCUGCAUAUGAUAUUUGUCAUGGAUUUCGUGAUCUUAAUGAUUAUCUUGAUCAGGUUCUUGAAAAUUACUCAAAUUUUAAACUUGAUUUUCAAUCAAUUGAGAAGUCUUGUUUCGAUCUGAUCUGCCAGCAUGUUCAACCAAUUUGUAUUAAAGUAUUACGUCUCAGUGAUGAUCGAAAUGAAACACCAGAUCAAUCGGAACUCUUCUUGUCUCGAAUUAAUGUUAAACAAAUGACAAAUUUACAAACACUUUCAUUAGCACAAAUAGAAGAUAUUCCUUUCACUACUAGUAUUCCAUUGAUAUUUUUCUUAGAUUUUGCUUUUGGUGAAUGGAUUUUAAAUAGUGACACUGGUAAACGAGAACGCCAAGUAACAUAUAAAACAAUUAAUCAAUCUGCUCUUGGUACUCAUACGAUCUUCUGUCGAGAAAAACAAACAUUAGAAGUAGAAAAACCACAUUUAAUGUAUAUUAUAAAUACAGAAAUAUACAAUGAAGGAAUGAAAUAUACAGAUGCAUUUUAUGUUGCAACACGGUUCUGUUUGGUACAAUAUGAUGCUCAACAUAGUUCAUUACGAGUUACUGCUGAAACACGAUACAUUAAAAAUGUCAAUGGUUUUAUUAAAACAUUUAUUGAAAAGAAUGUAAACUCCUCUGUAGAAGGAGGAGUUAAUGAACAAGUUCGAAGACUUAAAAAUCAUCAAAUGACAAACAUGGAUAAAAACUCUAAGCAAAAAUUAAUAUCAUUAUCUCAAACAGAUCAAAAAAAAUCAAUUGAUAAUAUUAUAUCUCAAAAACAAAUCAAUGAAAAUUUACCAUUGAGUUUAUCUCGAUUUAAAUUGACAAUUAAUGGUGAAAGUAGAGUAUAUAGUAUUGGUCUAAUUAUUAUUGUUUGUUUUCUACUUGUUCAUAUUUAUCUAUGGUAUAAAUUAAAUUCUAUUGAGAAAGUUUUAUUACCACCUGACUCGAUAUGUUUGAAUCGAUGA
Messenger RNA from Rotaria sp. Silwood2, 1044 nucleotides. The record is from the annotation of a GenBank genome assembly. Lineage: Eukaryota; Metazoa; Rotifera; Eurotatoria; Philodinida; Philodinidae.